Molecule: messenger RNA, 438 nt
Organism: Symbiodinium sp. CCMP2456
Lineage: Eukaryota; Dinophyceae; Suessiales; Symbiodiniaceae
Source: the annotation of a GenBank genome assembly
AUGGGCCAUUGCGCAGGAUUUUGUAACGGUGUCAAGAAGAAAGUUUCCCCGAGUGGCAUGGAAUUCGCCACCGUGGCCAAGAGGUUGGUCGCCAAGAUGGGCAGCGACUUCCUCAUCCAGGUGCUGAUGGUAGUGCCGGACGACACUGAACUGCAAAUGGCGGUGGGUGGUGUUGGAAGCGCUGGUUUCGUGGCCCAGACCAAAGUCGUGGCUGUUUUACGCAACUUGGAAGGUAAUGGAGUGUUUUGCUGUGCUCGCCGGACGCGACUACACAUUGCUACCAGGUGGGAGCCAUGUGGACUUGUGCUGGUGGAGGCUCUGCGCUCGGGAAGGCGGUUCAUCGUCGCUCCGACUGGUCUCUGGACGGAUGGUAAGAUGACCGUCGAGGCGCUUGUGGAGCAAGAAUUUACUCGAAGGGGUGACCCUUGCCAAGAAUAG